Messenger RNA from Geodia barretti, 993 nucleotides. The record is from the annotation of a GenBank genome assembly. Lineage: Eukaryota; Metazoa; Porifera; Demospongiae; Tetractinellida; Geodiidae.
AUGUUCCCCAACAAUCUCGAGGAUGUGUCCAGCGGGGCUCGCCUGGCAGAGGAAAUGGGAUUCGACUACGUGGGAAUUGCCGAUUCCCAGUCGUUGGCCCGCGAGCUGUAUGUAACUCUCGGGGUCGUGGCCGCGGCGACCGAACGUGUCAUGCUCGGGCCAACGGUCAGCAAUCCCCUGACCCGCCACCCGGCGGUCGCCGCCUCUGCCAUAGCGUCUAUCAACGAGUUGUCCAGGGGCCGGGCAUUCCUCGGCCUGGGCAGCGGCGACAGUGCUGUGCUUAACUUGGGACUGCGUCCGGCGCGUCUGGCCGAACUGCACCACUACAUCCAGAGCGUCCGCGAGAUGCUGGCGGGAGAAACCAGCGAAUUCCGCGGCGACCGGACCCACGUUCGCUGGUCCAACACCACGAUUCCCGUAGCAAUGUCCGCCGAGGGUCCGCGCACGCUGGCCAUGGCGGGAUCCAUAGCCGAUGCCGCUAUCAUCCACACGGGCCUUACCCCCGAGGUGCUGCAUGAUACAGUUGCCCGCAUCCGCGAGGGUGAACGCUCUGCCGGCCGGGCACCUGGGGCAACCGGCGUAUGGGCCUUCGCCAAGUGCAACAUCGCAGACGACCGCGACGAGGCCGUUGGGGGAAUCAAGAUGGCCCUGGCCGCCUCAGGCCAUCACGCCUUUCGGUUCACCCUGGAGGGCAAAAACGUGCCGGAGGAAUACCGCGAGGCCGUGUCCAUCCUGCACCACGAAUACGAGGCCGCCGAGCACGAGCAGGUAGGCCAGACCCGCAAUGCGGUACUAACCGACGAGCUGGGUCUUACCGACUACUUCGCCGACCGGUUCGCCGUCGUCGGCACUCCCGGGGAGUGCCGCGAGAAGGCCCGGGCCAUCUUUGACGCUGGAAUUGACGUGCUCCUGAUAACCGCCAUAGGCCCCUCCCCCGAGACCAUCAUCCGCCGCUUCGGCGAAGAGGUCAUCGCCCCGCUCCGGAAUUUGUAA